CGUCAAGGGUCACUUUACUUAAACUUUCGAGUACAGUAGCCAAGCUCGAACCGAGCCAAAUUCCCAAAUUUUAACCACUGUCCGUCCGUCCAUUCGCCUGUCCGUCCGCUCCGGAAACCGAAAACCAGAAGCAUGGCGCACCGCCUGCAGCUCCGGAGCGAUGACUUCGACGUAAUCGGCGCCGUGCCGCGCGACCUGUCGGUGAUUAAGAACUUCCUGAAGCGCGAUUGUGCCGUCAAGAAGCUAAUCGACAUCGAGGAGGAGUUCCUGCGGGAGUGCGUGUUGCGCGGCGAGGAUCCCAUGAAACCGAAUAAUAAAAAGGGCGAUGCCGUACAACGCGGCAGUGGGCUGGGAUCCAAAUCUGCUGAUCCUCAGCCAGAUCCCUGUGCUAGCAAAACCCCGGAGAACACAUUGGCGUCCGACUACUGUGAUCCCUGCCGAAGACUCAAGACAUCCGUGGUUCUUGAAGAGCUGACGAAACCCGCCACCACGAAUCCGGCGUACAACAAAUCCCUGCCGCCUUACUUUGACGAGGAGAGCGUGAUGGGCAACUCGUUGCCCGUGAAGUUCCGCUUCCGGCGCAAGUUCAACUAUUGUGACCAGGAGAAGCCCAACAACCUCAUGUGCACCACCACGCCUAGCACCAACGUGGUCGUGCUGACCAACUGUUGCGACGUGAUGGUGUGGCCCAGCCAGCGGGUGGCCCAGAUGAACCGGGUGCCGGUGACCACGCUGACGGGCGACGCCGAUCUCACGGAGUACAUGCUGGAGGAGGAGACCAUCAUGUGAGCGACGGAAGGCAGCGGCUAUGAAACGCAGUUUGGAGCAAGUAAUUCAAUAAACAUUUACCCCAUC
Messenger RNA from Drosophila biarmipes, 855 nucleotides. RefSeq lists its product as uncharacterized. The transcript is spliced from 2 exons. The record is from RefSeq and is a predicted model, not a curated record. Lineage: Eukaryota; Metazoa; Arthropoda; Insecta; Diptera; Drosophilidae. Bases 133 to 789 code for a protein of 218 amino acids.